CAUUCACACGCAAACACUCUCAGACGUACGCACACCCAACCUCUCCUACUCCUCUUGCUCCUCCAUCACAUCCUGUCCCAAUUUACCGAGACCUGGACCAGACACCGAACAUCCAUGACUCCAUACGGAUACUGA
Colletotrichum lupini is the source of this 135-nucleotide messenger RNA. RefSeq lists its product as uncharacterized. NCBI's taxonomy places the organism in Eukaryota, Fungi, Ascomycota, Sordariomycetes, Glomerellales, Glomerellaceae. The annotation marks the transcript as partial. The record is from RefSeq and is a predicted model, not a curated record. The transcript has a single exon.